Molecule: messenger RNA, 1446 nt
Organism: Maniola jurtina (meadow brown)
Lineage: Eukaryota; Metazoa; Arthropoda; Insecta; Lepidoptera; Nymphalidae
Exons: 4
Coding region: 411-1046 (211 amino acids)
Source: RefSeq, a predicted model, not a curated record
GUGCCGGCCCUGGCUUUGCGGUUUCUUUGUUUUACCACAGAACGCUAAAAAUCGGAGGCACAUACGGCUACAAAAUAUGAUUAUUUUAGUAGACUUCAUGUAGAUAACUGGUAAAUAAUUUAUUCCAUAUUAUCAGAACUAAUAUUAUUAUCAAGUUGAAAGGAAGGAAAUAGAUAAGGAACUCUAAAGUCUCGUAAUUCAUUCCAAGAACCUGAGAGAUCAAGCUUAGACAAAUUCAUAUUUUUAAACGUACGCGACCAGUUAAAACGUUUCUGAGUGAACUGUGAUAAUAAAUUGUAAUAAAAAAUAUAAUUAUAAUAAUACCAAGGCUAACAACAAUAACAUAACUAAAUAAAACGUAUUGACAAAGCCUCGAGGAAAGAAUUUUUGUGUUAUUAGUAUCAAUCAUAAUGAUACGCCAAAUAAAUUUUGUAUCGGUAAUCCUUCUAGGCUUUGGAAUAUUAUUUAUCAGAGAAACAUCAUGUUAUCCGGCAGAAACAUCAGAUGAUUUUUUAUCUCUUGGACUAAAUUAUUUUACAAAAACAGCAAAAUCAGUUUCUCCCAAUUAUGGAUUUAACAGACUGUUAUCUCCAUUUUCAGAUCUUCAGACCAGAAUUCGUAAUAGUAUGCAUAAUACUGAGCGAAAUAAUAUAGAUUGGAUCCAAAAAUCUCUGCAUCCAUGGCAGAUAAAUAGAUACAAUGCAGAGAAAUCAAAGGAAAACUUUGAAAAACAAUAUAGAUCUAACGAAGAACCUAGUAAUUUGCAAUGGAAUAUCUUUACGAAUAAAAAUAUCGGAAAGUUAUCGUCUGUGAAUCCAAAUAAUGCAAUUGUAAGCAAUGAUCGGGCAACUGAACAGUACGUAAAUUAUGCUACGAAUAAAGCUGUGGGCAACAAUGAUGAUAACACAUAUGAAACUGAAACUUUAACAAGUACUGAAGUAACAACUGAGUUUACAACUGAUUCUACUGAAUAUACAACCGAGAUUGAUGAACUAUCAAAUCGAGUCGCUGUACCGCCCCAAGUUGUUGCAUCACUUCUUGGAUGAGGACUUCUAGGUUAUUUGUUGAAAUUCAAGAAAGUCGGUUAAAUCUUAUUUAUACCUAUUUAUCUUAGCUUAGUUAUAACAAAAUAACUUUAAUCACAUGAUGACUGUACACAGUUUCAAAUUACACUGUUUUUAUUUUAGAAAGGUCAUUAUAGUACCUGUAAAAUUUUAGAUUCUAUUAACAAUGGAUAAAGUAUUAUUGGGAAUUUUAAGAUAAGAUAAAAUAGGGUACCCUUAAGUCUUUACUACACCUAGAAACAACGUACCUACUAGGAAAAAAAUGUUUUAAAGAGGGGUGGAAAGGAAGUCUCUCUCAGCGAACAAAAUCUUAGCGAAUGCUGCUAAAGCAAUCUUUUAGACAACUUUUGAAGAAAAGCUUUUGAGAACGCGAGAUAGAGCA